GAAAUACUCGUGAACGUUUCGAUUGUGAGCCAUUGCUUGCACUCAUUUUCGACGGAAGACUAAUCAGUGCUAGAGUUUUGCAGCAGCGUAACUAUAACUUCUGUCUGGCAACAUGAAUCGAGUGUGGCUAUUAGCUGUAUUGCUUGAAAUAUUGUUGCUGCAAGCAGCACUGUCGAAUAACACACGUUGUGCCAAUCGGCCAGACGGCGUAUUCAUAAAUGAUUUUACCGCUUGUGACGCUUUCUACACGUGUUUGCGCGGAGAGGCCUUCCCAGGCGUAUGCCCCAUUGGGUUUGUAUUCAACGAAGAAUUGCAACUGUGUGAUCACCCAUGGAAUGUGAAGUGCUUGAUCUGCCCUGAAAGUGACAGUUUUGAGGCAACAUUUGAGCCAAUCGAUGGCGAGUGCACAUAUUAUUCGGUUUGUGUUCAAGGUAUUGGCGAACUGCGUGAAUGCGCCCAAGGACUUCAAUUUGAUCCUGUAGAAAAAACAUGCGAUUUGGCAGAAAAUGUGAACUGCGAAAUUCCCCUCUGUCCAAAUAAUGUGAAUCCCAACGUACCAAUUUCGGUGCCAAAUCCAUCUGACUGUUCGAGGUAUUACAUUUGCUUCAUGGGUGAAGCAUCUGAACGUGAAUGUGCACCGACAUUGCUUUUUAAUCCUGAAACCAGACUGUGCGACUUGGAAGAAAAUGUCGAAUGUGAAGAGGGAGUACCAUCACCUACAUCGUGUCCUCCAACUGGAAUUCACUACGUGGGCAAUCCAGCAGACUGCGUCUCUUACUUUGUUUGUCUGAACGGAGAAAAGAGUCCUACGCCUGUUAGUUGUGCUGCAGGAUUAAUAUUUGACAUAACGGAUUCUGUAUGCCGUCCUCCCAAUGAAGAAUCGCGCUGUGCCAAUGGAGAAGAACCAACUGUUCCUGCUCUGAUGGUAUAGAGUGCACGAAUCUUAAAUGUUAAGUUGUUAAUCGACGAAUGCGGAAAACUGUACAAAAGUAUCAUAUAAAGUAAUUCAAUAAUUACGUCGUUUCA
This is a messenger RNA of Anopheles coluzzii, 1026 nucleotides long. Its product is annotated as peritrophin-44-like. The transcript is spliced from 2 exons. NCBI's taxonomy places the organism in Eukaryota, Metazoa, Arthropoda, Insecta, Diptera, Culicidae. The record is from RefSeq and is a predicted model, not a curated record. Gene Ontology annotation, molecular function: chitin binding. Gene Ontology annotation, cellular component: extracellular region. Bases 113 to 931 code for a protein of 272 amino acids.